AUGGUGGCCAAACUUCAAAGCCUACCGGUGGAGCACAGCAGCCUGGGUUUGCACCGUCUCGCUGCGAAAGCGCAAAUCUUCGAACUCGUGGACAAACACUCGGCUCUGAGUAAAGACGAUGGUGGGAGGGCUGAACUGCGUCAGCAAAUCGUGGAUAUCUCAACCAACACCAACGUCAUCUCACCGUUUACCUCCUUCAUCGGCGUUAGCCCAGACAAACAAGAUGAAUGCAGCUGGAUUAGACCUUAG
Mesocestoides corti is the source of this 249-nucleotide messenger RNA. The record is from the annotation of a GenBank genome assembly. NCBI's taxonomy places the organism in Eukaryota, Metazoa, Platyhelminthes, Cestoda, Cyclophyllidea, Mesocestoididae.